Empidonax traillii (willow flycatcher) is the source of this 2756-nucleotide messenger RNA. RefSeq names its product thyroid adenoma-associated protein homolog. The coding region runs from base 46 to 1824 and encodes 592 amino acids. NCBI's taxonomy places the organism in Eukaryota, Metazoa, Chordata, Aves, Passeriformes, Tyrannidae. Gene Ontology annotation, cellular component: cytosol. The record is from RefSeq and is a predicted model, not a curated record. The transcript has 10 exons. Gene Ontology annotation, biological process: tRNA methylation.
CUUUAUUCUAGAUGUGGGCACUCUCCUGUGUACCGCUGCCGUGAGAUGUCGGGUCGGGCCCUUGUGCCAUUUGUUAUGGUAAAUGAAGUACCACAUACAGUGCUGUCCUUGCUGGAGGGGCUUCCAGACUCUACCAGUCGUUGCAUACGACAGAACAAUAUUCAUGGAACACUGUUGCAAGUUUUUCAUUUGCUGCAGUCAUACUUAGAAUCAAAGCAGUUCGUUAGUUUGGACUUCCAGCAGGGACUGACCGACAUCAUUACCUGUUUGGGGACCAAACUGUGGCUGGCUAAAAGGCUAAAUCCUUGUCUGGUGACCAGAGCUGCCUAUCUUGAUGUCCUUGUGAUGCUGAGUACUCACCUGGGGAAGUCUAAACAGCAAGGAAUGCAAUUUCAUGAAUUUUGGGAAGAGAUGAACAGAGUUAUUUCAGAGUCUGAACUGGUGUCUGGCAUUCCCUACUCAUCUGUAGUACCAGGACUGAUACAGUAUCUUCAGAGCAUCACCAAACUUGUAAUAUCAGUGCUGCCAGUGACUGCAAGUCUGGACACCCAGGGCAGUGGUUCAGCUGCAAAGAAAAUGGCCAAGCCAUCAUUGUCAAUAGCUCAUCUCCUUCACUGUGAGUUCCAUGAAGUACGUCUGCUUACGUUGGAAGCAAUACUGCUGUGGUUGAAACAAAAAAAUUCCAAGCAGAUUGCAGAAGGAAGAGAAGGUGUAUUGUGUUUACUCAUUGAUUUGGAAGACACUCUUCUCACAAUGGCUCUGAAGGAAACGAAUCACCAGUGUUUUUGCAUGGUACUGGAAAUUCUUUACGAUAUGGAUCUCAGAAAUGUGCUUCUGAAGACUGAAUGCUCUAUAAAAAUGAAUCCAGAUGAGCUCUUAACCUGGAGUUUAAACCUUGUAGAUAUCUCUAACAGCACUGAAGGUCAAAUCAUAGCUCUCAAAUUUGCCUCCAAGCUGAUUAUCCAUCUUUUGCAGAACCAUCAUCAGAUUUCAGAAGAAGUCCUGAAAAAAUGGGUUCAGCUGAUCCUGUAUUUUUGUGGAGAUGAGCAAGAGACAGAGAUGCUGUUAGCAGCUGCUGAAGUACUUAAAAGUGUAACAUCAUUCCUUCUGAUCAGUGAGAAGCUCAGUCUUGGACUGUCUGAUACCCUUGCUCUGUGGAAGUGUGUGAUUCUACUGCUGCAGAACGAAGAUUUGGUAGUAAGGGAUGCUGCUGCUGAAGUUAUACAAGUGGCACAGUCUGAAAAAAAGAGCAGUGAAGGAACAGAGUUUGCACUUAGGAUAGUGAAUGCUCCAAUGGCCUUAGAUUUAGCAUUUGGCAUAGUGUGUGAGCUGCUGCAGCGGUGGGGGGAGAUCCAUGCUGGUGUGCUGAUCUUGCUGGAAUGGCUGCUGGGAGACAGCGACCUGCAAAGAGAUUCGGAGACUUCAGCCCUGGAAGAAGAUGAUUAUCUGUUUGAUAAAGGAGAAGUGAAUUUUUGGGCAGAGAAGUUGACUCAUGUUAGACAACUGAGUAAGCACCUUUUACAGCUCAUAUCAGUGACUCAUCUAACGUUACCACAUCAUGGAGAACUGAAGCAACUAUCGAUAACAGCACUGGACCAAGCCCAGCUCAUUGAACAGCACCUUCGAGCACUGCCUCCAGCUCCAGAAUUUUCCAGAACUGCAGAAUUCACAAGAUUGGCUAUUCAAAAUGAGAGAAUAUUUCUCUGUCUUAAAAUACUGAAUCUGCUGAAGUCUGAUGAUACUUGCAAAAAUGAAAAUCUGGAGAAGUAUGUUACUAAAAGUUCAUCCUCAGGGAGCAUGCACACGUUCUCUCAGGGAGACUGAAUUCCAGCAAUGUUCAAGGAAUCAGGAUGACUCCAGUAAACCUGCAACAAACUAUUCAGUAUUCAGGCUAAAACUACAUUUUUAUAUAUGACUCCAUGGAUAAUUUUUUUUUAUCAGACAUGCUGUGGGAGACUGUUCCUUUUAAAUGCAUUUGCUAAUUUCAUUCAGCUGAGCAUUGUUUAUUACAGCCAAUGUAGGAAGUAAAGCAGGUAAACCUAGUAUUUUCCAUUCAGCCAGGUGCAGGCCACCUGUAUGCAUUUUAUCCCAUAUUUUACCUCCUGUAUCUGAGUACCAAGGAAAAGUGUAUUGUUUCGGUCUCCUUACAAAAUGUAGCAUGUUAAUUACUAAAUUAAUAUGCUAUUUUUAUUUUUAAGUGUUUCUAAAGGAAAAGGAACAAACUGUUCCUCUUGUCCGUGACAAUUUUUAGAGUAUAUUUUAAAUGUUACUGUAUUUUCCUCUGGAGGAAGGCAAGGAUUUUCACUUUGGUAGUAACCUUGUUUUCCACAUGGAAACAGCAUUACUUAGACUUCUGCACGCCUCUUUUUUCCUUUAAAUCAAAUAACUGUGUUCAUAAAAUGGUUCUAAAAUGAAGACCGCUGUGUUCAAAACGAAGCAGCUGUUCCAUUGCGAACAAAACAGUUUCAUCUUUACUUUAAAACACCUUGCUCUGCAAGCAGGCCUGGAAAGUAAGGUCCUGCUGAGUAGUGUGGGGCCCCUCUGAAGCUACCAUAGGGGUUUCCGUGCUCCAGCCCUUGCUUUUGAGAGAUGCUCUCACUGGCACUCGGGUAGGGCGGCUGUGGGGACUGUUCUGAGUGCUUUACGGUGAUCCUGUGCCUGAACUACAAAAAUGCUUGUUUGUGCGUUGAAAUGUGUUUUUCUGGGAACUGACAUUGGGUUUCAGUAUGAAAACGAGACAUCGAAAGUAAAUAUUG